UUGAAAGUCUUUAAAAUGUGUGUCAUCAGCAGCAGUGGCAGCCACAAUGAGGCUCCCAUUCUCAGCGACAGGCACCUGGAUGUGCCUGACAUCAUCAUCACCCCUCCGAUCCCCACAGGCAUGAUGCUGCCAAGAGACUCCAGGAGGACGGUCUGGCUGCACAAGACCAGGUCAUGCCUGGAUGAUAUAGAAAUAGAUCCUGAAGCCUGA
Nycticebus coucang (slow loris) is the source of this 210-nucleotide messenger RNA. RefSeq lists its product as uncharacterized. The transcript has a single exon. Bases 16 to 210 code for a protein of 64 amino acids. The record is from RefSeq and is a predicted model, not a curated record. Lineage: Eukaryota; Metazoa; Chordata; Mammalia; Primates; Lorisidae.